AUGGCCUCGGCCAUCAGUGACGAACAAAGCAGAUCUGCUGCAAACGCACAGCCGUACACAAUUUAUCACAAGCUCACCGCUGAAUUCAUCGGUGUUCUGAUUUUCGUCUUUUUCGCUGUCACGCUGACAAUAUAUUUAUGCGGAAAGAUGCGACUCCUCGAGGCUGCUUGCUACAUUGUCAUCCAACUAAUCGCAGGCUUUGUCGGUGUAAUGUUGUGCCGAGUGAGUUCAGUCUAUGAUGAUGAAUUGCAGGGCGUGAUAAUAGAGACUAUCCUCACGUGGGUAUUAACUCAAACAGUUCUGAUGUCAGCAGUUGAUACAACCGAAAACUCUUUCGCACCGCUCGCCAUCGCAUUUUCCGUGACGUCUGGCAUUCUUGCUGGGUAA
Molecule: messenger RNA, 387 nt
Organism: Thelazia callipaeda (thelaziosis nematode)
Lineage: Eukaryota; Metazoa; Nematoda; Chromadorea; Rhabditida; Thelaziidae
Source: the annotation of a GenBank genome assembly